CACCGUCCGUGGGCGAUGCCGGCGGCGCCGGCGCUGGCCCUGCUGCUCCUCCUCGGCGCUGCCGCGGCCCCCCCGAGCCCCACGCCCACCACCCCAACCCCAACCAACACCACGCUGACCCUCGCCGUGGUGCUGCCCCGCCGCAACCUCACCUACCCGUGGGCCUGGCCGCGCGUGGGCCCCGCCGUGCGCUUGGCCGUGGCCGCCGUCAACUCCCGGCGGGAUCUCCUGCCGGGCUUCACCCUGCGCUGGGUGUUCGGCGACAGCGAGGACGGCCGCGGGGUGUGCUCCGAGAUGGCCGCGCCUUUGGCCGCCGUCGACCUGCGCGUGGCCCACCGGCCCGCGGCCUUCGUGGGGCCCGGCUGCGUGUACAGCGCGGCGCCCGUGGCGCGAUUCACCAGCCACUGGCGGCUGCCGCUGCUCACGGCCGGCGCCGAGGCCCACGGCUUCGACGACAAGCGCGGGGAGUUCGCGCUGACCACGCGCGUGGGGCCGAGCCACCGCAAGCUGGGCGAGCUGGGCGGGCGGCUCCACCGGCGCUUCAACUGGAGCCGCCGGGCGCUGCUCGUCUACUGGGACGAGAGGGUGGACGACCGGCCCUGCUUCUUCGCCGCCGAGGGGCUGUACGUGCAGCUGCCCACCCUGCUGCGCAACCUGAGCGUGGUGGACGUCGUGUUCCAGGACGGCGGCAACUUCUCCUUCGUCAUCCAGGAGAUCAAGGCCAAGGGGCGCGGUGAGAGCGGGGGGAGGGAGUGGGUUUCACGCGUGUUCACGGCUGUGCACAGGGUUUCACGCGUGUUCGCGGCCGGGCACGGCAGCACACGCGUGUUCGUGGCCCUGCGCGGCUCUUCCCGGCUGUGCCCGGGGCGUGUGGGGGGGGUCGCGGCUGUGCCCAAACUUUCCACGCGUGUUCCCAGCCGGCCGCAGGUGUUCCUGGCCCCACGCGUGUUCUCGGCUGCCCUGCACACCCACGCACUGCGUGCUCUGCCCCCACCCCCUGGUGUAGCGUGCUGUGCCCCGGACACGCUGCGGGAGCUGCUGCUGCAGGCGGCUCGAGGGCUCACGGGGGCGACUUCGCCUUCUUUUUACAUCGACACGUUCGGGGCCAGCCUGCAGGGGCACCCCCAGGGCGGGCGCUUCCCAGACCCCCGCCGGCCCUGGCACCGCGGGGACCGCCACGACCCCCGAGCCCGCAGAGCCUUCGAGGCCGUGACCAUCAUCACGUACACGGAGCCCCAAAACCAGUACCGACCCUUCCUGCGGCGCCUGCGGGACGAGGCCCGGCAGAACUUCAACCUCUCCCUGCAGGACGGCCUGAUGAAUUUCAUCGCCGCCGCCUUCCACGACGGGGUCCUGCUCUACGCCCAGGCCCUCCACGAGACCCUGGAGCGCGGGGGCUCCGUGGGAGACGCCUCGGCCAUCACGAGGCAGAUGUGGAACCGCACCUUCUACGGUGUCACCGGGUUCCUGAAAAUCGACGAGAACGGGGACCGGGAGAGCGAUUAUUCCCUGUGGGACAUGGACCCGGCGCGGGGGGAAUUCCAGAUCGUGGCCAACUACAACGGCACCACCAAGGAGCUGCGGAUGGUGCCGGGCAGGGACAUCCACUGGCCGGGCAAGGCGGUCCCUCCCGACGUCCCCCCUUGCGGAUUCGACCACGGCGACCCCCUGUGCCGCCAAGCCCCGCUGUCCACGCUGGAGGUGCUGUCGCUCGUGGCCAGCCUGACCCUCGCGGCCGUCACCGUCACCUCCUUCUUCAUCUACAGGAAGCUGCGGCUGGAGAAGGAGCUGGCGGCCGAGCUGUGGAGGGUGCGCUGGGAGGACGUGCAGAUGAGCAGCCUGGAGAAGCACCUGAGGAGCGCCGGCAGCAAACUCACCCUGUCCCUGAGGGGCUCCAAUUACGGCUCGUUGAUGACCACGGAGGGGCAGUUCCAGGUCUAUGCCAAGACCGCCUAUUACAAGGGUAACCUGGUGGCCGUGAAGCACCUGAACCAACGCAUCGAGCUCACCAGGAAGGUCCUGUUCGAGCUGAAACACAUGCGGGACGUGCAGAACGAGCACCUGACCCGAUUCAUCGGCGCCUGCACCGACCCCCCCAACAUCUGCAUCCUGACCGAGUACUGCCCCCGGGGCAGCCUCCAGCCUCCAGGUACCCCUGGGGGGGUGUGGGACCCCCAAAUCUGCAUCCUGACCGAGUACUGCCCCCGGGGCAGCCUCCAGGUACCCCCUGGGGGGGUUUGGGACCCCCAAAUCUGCAUCCUGACCCAAUAA
This is a messenger RNA of Myiozetetes cayanensis, 2271 nucleotides long. RefSeq names its product atrial natriuretic peptide receptor 1-like. Gene Ontology annotation, cellular component: membrane. NCBI's taxonomy places the organism in Eukaryota, Metazoa, Chordata, Aves, Passeriformes, Tyrannidae. Gene Ontology annotation, molecular function: protein kinase activity; natriuretic peptide receptor activity; peptide hormone binding. Gene Ontology annotation, biological process: vasodilation; regulation of blood pressure; protein phosphorylation. The record is from RefSeq and is a predicted model, not a curated record.